AUGUGUUUCACCAAGGCCUACUCUGAGUUAGAAUCAGCCUGCUCUGGUCUUAAUGUUAUUGUUGCUACCUACAUUGCUGAUAUUCCAGCUGAAGCAUUCAAAACCCUAACUUCAUUGCCUGGAGUUGCUGGUUUCACUUUUGAUUUGAUCCGUGGUGAAAAGACUCUUGACUUGAUCAAGAGCAGCUUCCCAACAGGGAAAUACCUUUUUGCUGGAGUUGUUGAUGGAAGGAGCAUCUGGGCUAAUGAUCUUGCUGGUUCUCUAGCUGGUCACAAAAACGAAACAUUCUUCUCAGCCAAUGCUGCUGUUCAGGAUGGAUGCCCAACAAAAAUUACACGAAAAUUAGGUGAUGCUGAUGGUUUAGCACCAAUUUUAUCGUGGAGACCACUCUUGUACGCGCAUGGGCGAUAUGAGGAGUUGGAUCUUCUGCCAACCAAACGCGUUAUAGAUUCCAAUUCUUCUUCAAUUCCAGUUCUUGCCAAAACAUUGCUACUGUUGAAUACAAGGUUGAUCCUGCUACAUGGCCAAUUAUGA
Messenger RNA from Lactuca virosa, 534 nucleotides. The record is from the annotation of a GenBank genome assembly. NCBI's taxonomy places the organism in Eukaryota, Viridiplantae, Streptophyta, Magnoliopsida, Asterales, Asteraceae.